Molecule: messenger RNA, 2827 nt
Organism: Solanum stenotomum
Lineage: Eukaryota; Viridiplantae; Streptophyta; Magnoliopsida; Solanales; Solanaceae
Product: potassium channel AKT1
Exons: 11
Coding region: 48-2705 (885 amino acids)
Biological process (GO): potassium ion transport; transmembrane transport
Cellular component (GO): membrane
Molecular function (GO): voltage-gated potassium channel activity; protein binding
Source: RefSeq, a predicted model, not a curated record
ACACACAUAAUAUUUUUUUAAAAAAUUAAUUUUAUUUUUUUAGAGUUAUGGGAGAUAAUAGAGGACUUGGUGUUUUGGGAGUUUCAAUGUGUGGUGCAGCACAAGAAAUAGAACAAUUAUCAAGAGAAAGUAGUCAUUAUAGUCUUUCUACUGGAAUUUUACCUUCACUUGGUGCAAGAAGUAAUAGAAGAGUCAAGCUUAAAAGAUUUAUUAUUUCACCUUAUGAUCGACAAUACAGGUUAUGGGAGACAUUUCUAGUUGUGCUGGUUGUUUACACUGCUUGGGUGUCCCCGUUCGAGUUUGGCUUUCUAGGAAAACCAGAAGGACCACUCGCUAAGACGGACAAUGUAGUCAAUGGAUUCUUCGCGAUUGAUAUCAUUCUUACCUUCUUUGUAGCUUUCUUGGAUAGAGCCACUUAUCUACUUGUCGAUGAACACAAAAAGAUCGCUUGGAAGUAUAUGAGUACUUGGUUCUUAUUUGAUGUCAUAUCAACAAUCCCUUCAGAACUUGCUGUGAAGAUUUCCCCAAAACCUUUACGUCAGUAUGGAUUAUUCAAUAUGCUUCGUUUGUGGCGUCUAAGAAGAGUUAGUGCAUUGUUUGCCAGAUUGGAGAAAGAUAGGAACUUCAAUUACUUUUGGGUUCGAUGUGCAAAGCUUAUUUGUGUCACUCUUUUUGCUGUUCAUUGUGCCGGAUGCUUUUAUUAUCUUAUCGCGGCUCAUUAUCCCAAUCCAAAAAAGACAUGGAUCGGAGUCUCUAUGGAUGACUUCCUUAAUCAGAGUUUAUGGAUUCGUUAUGUCACUUCUAUUUAUUGGUCGAUAACUACUCUCACUACAGUCGGUUAUGGAGAUCUGCAUCCAGAGAAUACGCGGGAAAUGAUCUUUGAUAUCUUCUACAUGCUCUUUAACUUGGGAUUGACAGCAUACUUAAUAGGAAAUAUGACUAACUUGGUUGUACACGGGACGAGUAGGACUAGAAAAUUUAGAGAUACAAUUCAAGCUGCUUCGAGCUUUGCACAGAGGAACCAAUUGCCCGCUCGACUCCAAGAUCAGAUGCUUGCACACUUGUGCUUGAAGUUCAGAACAGACUCGGAAGGGCUGCAGCAGCAAGAGACACUCGAGUCUCUUCCUAAAGCCAUCCGUUCAAGUGUUUCACAUUUUCUUUUCUAUUCUUUAGUAGAUAAGGUUUAUCUGUUUCGUGGAGUGUCAAACGAUCUACUCUUCCAGCUGGUCUCCGAGAUGAAGGCAGAGUACUUUCCUCCCAAAGAGGAUGUCAUUUUGCAGAAUGAAGCACCAACAGACUUCUAUAUUCUUGUAACAGGAGCUGUGGAUCUAGUGGUUCUUAAAAACGGACUUGAACAGGUUGUCGGGGAGGUCAGGGCUGGUGAUCUUUGUGGUGAAAUCGGGGUUCUUUGUUAUAGGCCUCAACUAUUUACAGUACGAACGAAGAGACUGUGCCAGCUACUACGUAUGAAUCGUACCAUAUUUCUGAAUAUCGUCCAGGCCAAUGUUGGGGACGGGACAAUAAUCAUGAAUAAUCUCCUUCAGCAUUUGAAGGAAAUGAAGAAUCCAAUUAUGGAGGGUGUUCUACUUGAAACCGAGCAUAUGCUAGCUCGCGGUAGAAUGGACUUGCCUCUCACCCUUUGCUUUGCAACGCUUAGAAGUGAUGACUUAUUGUUGCAUCACUUGUUGAAGCGCGGUCUUGAUCCAAAUGAAUCAGACAACAAUGGAAGAUCCGCAUUGCAUAUCGCUGCGUCUAAAGGCAUUGAGAACUGUGUGGUUCUUCUGCUCGAUUUCGGGGCUGAUCCCAAUAGUAGAGACUCAGAAGGCAAUGUGCCAUUGUGGGAGGCUAUCAUGGGGAAGCACGAGUCAGUUAUCCAGUUACUCGUUGACAACGGUGCUAAACUAUCAGCUGGUGAUGUGGGACAUUUCGCCUGCGUUGCUGUUGAACAGAACAACUUGAAUUUGCUCAAGGAGAUUGUCCGUUAUGGCGGGGAUGUCACGCUUCCCAAGAUCAACGGUUCAUCAGCUCUCCAUGUUGCUGUUUGUGAAGAUAACAUAGAAAUAGUAAAGUACCUCUUGGAUCGAGGGGCUAACGUUGAUCAACCGGACGAACAUAAUUGGACUCCCCGGGACCUUGCUGAGCAACAAGGACAUGAAGACAUCAAAGAACUCUUCGAAUCCAGGGUAAUGAUGAGAACUCGAUCCGUUGAUCCUAUCCCCGAGGAACGAGGGGUUAGAUUUCUUGGGAGGUUCAAAAGUGAGCCAACAAUCACCCAUGCAUCCCAUGGAGUCUCAUUUCUAGGACUAGACGGAUCAUUAGGGCGUUCACGUCCUAGACGUAGGUCUAAUAACUUCCACAACUCAUUAUUCGGGAUAAUGUCAGCAAAGCAGACCAAUGAGCACGACGUGCUUUUAUCUGCAAACGACAGUAAUGUAAGUGUCAUGACAACCAAGACUUAUGCUCCCCGAGUGACAGUGUGUUGCCCUGAGAAAGGAGACAACGGGGGAAAACUCAUUUUACUCCCACAGAGUUUUAAAGAGCUACUUCAAAUUGGUUCUAGUAGAUAUGGUAUCUCUCAGGCCAAAGUUGUAAGCAAAGAUGGAGCUGAAAUCGACGAAAUAGAGUUGAUCAGAGAUGGUGAUCGUUUAGUUUUUGUUAGCGAUAAAGAUAACAAUAUUGAUGAAGCUAAAUCAUCAGAAUUGUAGUGAGUUUAGGUGAAAACCAAAAUUGUUCUUUAUUUUUGUAGUGAAUUGAGUGUAAACUAAUUCACAGCCCAUUUGUGGAACAUGUAAAGCUCAGAAUGAGAAAAUAUAUGUACAUUCAGUUA